This is a messenger RNA of Odontomachus brunneus, 4819 nucleotides long. RefSeq names its product DNA topoisomerase 2-binding protein 1 (gene mus101). The transcript has 25 exons. Bases 237 to 4175 code for a protein of 1312 amino acids. The record is from RefSeq and is a predicted model, not a curated record. Lineage: Eukaryota; Metazoa; Arthropoda; Insecta; Hymenoptera; Formicidae. Gene Ontology annotation, biological process: mitotic G2 DNA damage checkpoint signaling; mitotic DNA replication checkpoint signaling; DNA replication initiation.
UUUUAUAUUUUACCGCCAAUGGGAUCAUAUGCGUACACAUCGUACAUGCUAUUCGCACCGGAGUGUCGGAGAUAUUCGCAUUUUUCUCAAGUUUUUCGCAACUUUCUCGAGUAGUUUUCGUCAUAAGAGUAUGCUUGUCGAGCUUUGAUUCACGUGUGCACGUGUGAUGUGAUCUGCGAAAAAAGGAAAAGGAUAUGGAGUGUAUGUGAUUUCUGGCAGAAGACUCCGCUGUCAAGAUGACUACUCAGGAGAGUCAGACCACGUUCGACGUAAAAGUAUACUUCACAGUGCCGGAUCAUCUUGAAUCCGAGAAUGAUUGCAGCGAGAAAAUGUGGCAGGCAUUCAACAAAUGUGAUGGGCUUGGUUUACGACCAAAAUGGAUUAGUGAAGAGUUCUGUGAUAAAAUGAAACCAACUAAAAAUGAUGUAUUUAUCUUGGACGAGUUCAAGGGAAAUCUGUUUGAGAAGCUAAGAAACUUCAAAUGCUCCAGGAUAGUGUCACCAAAUUGCUUGCUCAUUUGUUUUGAUAACGAUGAACCUAUCCCAGAGGGAAAUAGUCCAAUCUAUACAACAGCUAUGAGAGGAAUGUGCAUUUGCGCAUCAGGUUUAAGUCCAGAGAAUAAGGAUCAAAUACAACAAUGGGUCCAAUAUAUGGGAGGCUUUUUUACAAAACAGUUGAGAAACUCCGUCACACAUUUAGUAACAGACUCAGUAAUGUCUGCAAAGUAUGAGAGUGCUAUAGAGAUGAAGAUACCAAUCAUGACCAAGGAUUGGAUAAAAGCUGUUUGGGAAGCAAAUUUAAACGAAGUGGUUAAAGCAAAUAAUGAAAUUUUCGAUAAAUACAAAUGUCCGGUUUUUAUGAAUUUAGUAGUCACCUCGACAAAUCUCUCCAAGCGACAGAAAGAAGAGGUCAAAUGUUUGAUACACGAUCAUGGCGGAACUUUCAUGGGUCCUCUUGAUGGGGCAAAGGUUCGAAUAGUCAUAGCUUCCGAGAAUGGGCCGUUGAGCGACAAGUUGAAGUAUGCCAUGGAUAACGGUAUCGCGUGUUUGAAAAUCAACUGGGUAUAUGAGAGCAUUAAAGUAGGAUAUGCUUUACCUUUUCGCCAUUUUCUCAUAAAAUCUUCGAAAGCAUCUUCGACGCCGGAAAAACGAUAUAGUCGUAUUACGCUCAACUGUUCCGAAAUCAGCUCUAUACCGCACGAUAAACAUUACAACAAUUAUGUGAAUGAAACCUUAAGUUCGACAGUAUCGAACUUUUCUACCAUGGAGGUAGUAUCUAAUAAUUUACCUGGCACUUCUGUGUCGAACGUUUUGGAUAGGCUUACGUUCGGCAAGGCGAAACUGGCUGGACCAUUUCUGGACGGUUGCAAUAUUUAUCUCGCUGGAUUUGCAACGAGCGUCAGAGAUAAAUUGAACAGAAUAUUAAAUGUCGGCAGCGCGACACGUCUCGACGACAUAUCGGACGCUGUGACACACGUGAUUGUCGGCGAUGAGGAUAAAGCAUCUACGGAAUUGAAAAUGAUGAAAUUAAGAGGUUUAUGUCCUUAUGUACUGAGCAUAGAAUGGUUAGAGGAAAGCAUGAAAUUGAAACGUCCUGCACAAGAAGAGCAUUUCUCACUUGAAACGAAAGGCGGCGUGCCGAAGAAGAACGUUGAGACUCCUGCCUCUCCACUCAGUAAGAAGAAUUUGCAAAUGUUGCAACAACCAAAGAGGCCUCCUGUGCCAUCUUUCAAUUUACAAAAAGAUAUUACACCUGACAAUGAAGAACGGCAACCUGAUCUUGUGCGGCAAUACUUGCAGGAAACUACUACACACAAUAAUACAUCGCAAGAAUUUGCGAGGCCUCGUACGCCUAUAUCAGAAAAUAAAGAUCCAGGAAAUGACGACAAUGUGACAAACAACUCACGGCCUAGUAUACUUUUCGAAACCAUGCAAGCUAAAGACCCGGAAAAAGGUACUACAUCGAUGGAUGAGACUUAUAUGGUGGACAGAAAGUUAUUCCAAGGCCUGACGUUUGUUGUAACUGGCUUCGAUAGCAACGAGGAUGGCAGUCCGGAGGACACGAUUGUAACUUUGGGCGGACGCGUGGUCUCGAAUUCGUACACCGGUAUCCCGGAUUACGGUGUCGUGCCUGUUGACGGCGCGCCACUGAAGCACACGGUCAAUGAGAUUGUCACUGACUUGUUUAUUGAAGAUUGCAUAAAUCAGAAGGAAAUCGUCGACAUUAGUUAUUAUCACAAACCGUUAUCGAUUAGAAAACCUUGCAGCCCGCUAUCGAGAUGCGUCAUAACGAUGAGCAUGUAUACCGGAAUGGAACGGAAGUACCUCUCGGCAUUGGGCACACAGCUUGGAGCUAUAUGCCAAGAUAUAUUUUCGCGGAAAGCGAAUGCGGAGAAGAAAGUGCAUGGCAGCACGCAUCUGGUUUGUCCGACUCCGGAGGGAAAUAAGUACAACGCGGCUGUGAGAUGGAAACUGCCGGCCGUCACUGCCGACUGGCUGAAAACUUGCGCGGAUCAAUUGACAUUAGUAGACGAAACGUCGUUCCUCGUCGGAGAAACAAUAGCACCAGACAGAUCGACCUUGAAUUCUAUCAAUGGAGAAGUAAAUCCUUCGAAUGCCAGCGAAAGCGAAAUGAAUAUGGUAGAAAAGACUACGACGAGAAACAUUCUCACACCGAAACGUCAUUUAUCUCAAAUCAAGAACGAGGAUAUGUCUGGCGACACUCCGCUGAUAAACAAAAGACUCAGUAUUGUGAUGAACAAGACGCCGCAGUCACCGUUUCAUGUUUCCACUCCAGAAACUCCAUACGGACAAGUUUUCAAACCCGAUCCAUCGCCCGACACGAGAAAGGGAUGGGUCAAGUGGGUUAAUAAUUUCCCGGACUUACAGGUGACGGAACCGCCAUUGAAACGACGAGCACCUAGUACUCCGCUCUCAGAACUGAAGAGACAAUUGUGGGAGAAAUUGAAGAACCCAGGUCAAUCUGAGAAGGAAAAUGCAUUAAGUGAAACACCAACGACAUUGAACAGUGAUACUCUCGUAGAAAUAGCCACAGAGAAACAAGAUGACAAUCGAUCUGAUAAGGAUAGUCUAUUGACUCCUAUACAAAUUAACAGGAAACUCGACUUCAGUCAGGAGGAUACUCCUGUGUCGAAUAAACCGAAUAACGAGAUAAAUAUGCAAAUAGCGCAAUUGGAUCAAGUGCUUCAACGAACAUCAAGCACUCCUGAGAAAAGGUACUCUCUGUCCGGUGAAAACGCGAAGAAGUAUGACGCCGAAGCUCCCGACCAUAUACAAAAGUUUAUGGUAAAGGACUCACAACCUGCUGACACUAUCGUGUGGGAAGACCCGAGUCAUUCGAAGCGAUCAAGGUUGGACAAAGAAACGAUCGAAGACAAUAUAAGUGAAAAAGACAAUGACAAUAUAAGUGAAAAAGUCGAAGAACCUCUUCGACAAGAUAUAACGGCAGAGUACGAGUGCGAACCGUCACCGAUACGAAAAUUCAUGCUGUCAGGUGUAAAGGAUCGAAAUGCGUACGAGCGAGUAAUACGGGAACUCGGUGGAGACGUGUCGAUGGACGCAAGCUUCGACAACAGUGCGACGCAUCUUCUCUGUAUUAGGCCAUCACGAAAUGAGAAGAUGCUUGGCAGCAUCGCGUCCGGGAAGUGGGUCCUACAUUGCUCGUAUUUACGCGACUCUGAACGAGAGGGGAGAUUUCUUGACGAGGAGGAAUACGAAUGGGGUAACCCGAAGAGCAAGGACACAAUACCAGAACUGAACGGUGAGAUCGAGCGGGCGAUCGCAGCCGCGGCUUAUAGGUGGAGGUUGAAGUUGCUCAAGAAGCCGAAUGGUCCUUUCUCCGAUAUGGUGGCUUUACUGCUGGUCGCCGAGGAGAAGUAUGAUCAGUUCAAAAGGCUGAUCGUAGCCGGUGGUGGUUCGGUCAUGCAAGCGCGGCCACCAUACGAUACGAGUCCAUCCGGGCGCAAGAUCACUCACUGUUUCGUUAACGUCAGACAAGUGAAUCAGCCGAUAGAUUGGGCCAUGUUGGCCAGCAAAGGCAUUCUUUGCUUUCUGCCGCAGUACCUGAGCGACUACUUGACAGCGACGAUACCGCUCAGUCCGCGGGACUGCGUACUGCCGGAAUUCAAGAAAUACCUCACGCUAUUGCCGAAGUAGAAUUGUAUCUACAGGAGUACCGCUUUUUUUGCUCUAAUGAAUAUUUAUCCCUGGGGACACAACAUCACAUUUUAAGUUGAAAUUAUUAUAACGAUGUAAAAAGAAACAAUAUAUAACGAGCAUCUCGUGGACAUUUAGUAACGGCGCGUUUUUCGACAAAUCAAUGAUCACUCUGACGUUGAAAAACGAUAUAUACAGCCGAAAAUAUCGAUACCGGUGUUACAAAAUAGAUUUUUUAGAAGUUUUUAUUAACAAUUUCAUGGUCAUUAUUGCGUAGAAAUAUUGGCUCAUUAAUUUAUACAUUCUUCUUUCCUUUCUUCAGGUUUCUUUUCACUUGCGUUAUCAUUAUGCAUAUGCAUUUGAUGACAAUUCUUGACGGGUCAUUUCGUGUAAGAUAUCGCUGUUAUGCUGCGAUACUGCACUUUGUAUUCUUACAUUAUCAAGGAAGUAAAUCGAAAUUAUAAUUAUAUUCUUGUAAAUGUGAACGCAUACGAGAUGUGUGUAUUACUCCCUCUACGGUGUAGAUUAUGAACUACAUUGUAGACAGCGAGUUACAAUAAUGUAUAUAGUAAAUUUGGAAACACGACGAUAAAAUAUCGAAAUAAAGAUCUUUUUACAGAUAGCAAAAAGAUAUCUCUUAGAAA